This is a messenger RNA of Punica granatum (pomegranate), 1596 nucleotides long. The record is from RefSeq and is a predicted model, not a curated record. Lineage: Eukaryota; Viridiplantae; Streptophyta; Magnoliopsida; Myrtales; Lythraceae.
UCCAUAGGAGAGGAGACAGACAAACGUCCCCAACUCUCUCUCUCUCUCUCUCUCUCUCUCUAAUUCUUCUCCUCUUCUUCUUUAUCAUAACUCUCCCUCUCUCUCUUAAAUUUAGGAGAUAAUAAAACCAGUUUCGUUUGGGUUGGGUUCUUUCUCUUGCUUUGCUUGCUUCAGUUAAUUCUGUUCCCAAAUCUAUCUAUCUAUCUAUCAAUUAAACACCUUUCGCAUCGCUCCCCCGCUGGAUUAAUAAUACCAAAGCAUCUUCAACUACCAAAACAGACAAAAAAAAAAAAGAAGCAGCCCAGAAUUCUUCAUUAAAAUCUCCUCUGCCGAAUUCCUUUUUCUCCCUCCCCAUCAUCUCAUCGUUCAGCUCAGCAUGUCCUAUGAUUGAGAUCUACGAGAUAGAGACUCCUGUUCUUCAAAGAGCGAGUGAAACAAAAACCUCCAUUUCUCGUGUCGUGGUCGAUCGAGGCGAGGGGCUCCGCUAGCUAUCUCAUCUGCAAAAGGAAAAUGACUGAACCUCCGGUUCAGACAGUCCUCCAGAAACCGCCAGGCUACAGGGACCCCGAUGCUCCGGUUCAGAAGCCUCUCCCCAAGCCCCCGCAGCGGCAGUCCAUCCCUCCCUCAAUGUACCCCAAGAAUAAGAAUAAGAAUAAUAAGAAGAAGACGAGGCGGAGCUGCUGCCGCACGUGCUGUUGCUGCUUCUGCAUCUUCAUUCUCGUCCUAAUCUUGCUAAUAUCGGCGGCCGGAGCAAUCUUCUACCUCUGGUUUGACCCCAAGAUCCCUGUCUUCCACUUCCGGUCGUUCCAGGUGCCCCAGUUCAACGUGACCAUCAAGUCCGACGGGACCUACCUCGACACCAAGACGGUGGCCCGUGUUGAGGUCAAGAACCCGAACCAGAAGCUGGGGCUGUACUAUGGGGACAUGCACGUGGUAGUGAAAGUCGGAGAAGGGGAGGACGAGACCGAGCUGGGAAGAUCGACAGUGCUGGCGUUCUCACAGGGGAAGCGGAAUGUGACGAGCCUGAACGUGGAGACAGAGGGGAAGAAGCUGCAGGUGGCUGAUGGGGUGGGGCCGAGGCUCAAGUCCGGGUUCAAGAACAGAGGCCUGGCUGUGAAGGUGGAUGUACGGACAAGGGUGGGAGUGAAGGUGGAGGGAUGGAAGAUAGGGAUGGUGGGCGUGAACGUGAGAUGCGGCGACACCUCCCUCAAGGGUCUUCAGGGCGGCGAAAUGCCCAAGUGCGCCAUUAACUUGCUCAAAUGGAUUAACAUUCGUUGAAUCGUCGGGGCCAUGCGGUGCGGAAACCGGUUGCUUGAAGAAGAUCUACCUGCAUGGGUCAGUUCAGAAGAAGAGUAAAUACUUCUGUAAACACAUCGGAUUUGCAGCUAUAUAUUUCUGAACGUUAUUCUAGUCACAUCCAAAAUCCAUAUGGUUUGCUUAUAAUCCUUUUUCUUUUUUCUUAUAUUCAUAUUCAUAUUUAUAGAAAUAGAUAUAUAACAGAAAGAGAAGGGAAUCUUUAACAAUUGAAUGUUCUCGUCUACAUGUACUCUUUUUUUUUUUUCAUGUGAACCAUAAUAUUCGAAAGUUUAAUUAGGU